Brugia malayi is the source of this 693-nucleotide messenger RNA. RefSeq lists its product as uncharacterized. Gene Ontology annotation, biological process: mRNA processing. The coding region runs from base 1 to 693 and encodes 230 amino acids. The record is from RefSeq and is a predicted model, not a curated record. Gene Ontology annotation, cellular component: precatalytic spliceosome; catalytic step 2 spliceosome; Prp19 complex. The transcript is spliced from 4 exons. NCBI's taxonomy places the organism in Eukaryota, Metazoa, Nematoda, Chromadorea, Rhabditida, Onchocercidae.
AUGGAAUCUACAUCCAUGGCUGUAGUGCCGUGUAUUACGGCUACAGUAAGCAGAUCGGAAGAUGCAGCAGUUUUAGUGGAUGCUCUGCCGUAUCUUGAUUCGGAUUAUACAGAAUCCGAUCGACAGAUGGCAAUGCAGAUGAUCGAAGACGAAUGUCGGGUUUUUCGUCCAGUUAAAAAUUAUCUGCAAAACAUGUCACCUCCUGAUUUUGACGUGUUUUUAACCCCUUGUCUGAUCAAAGAACACAUUAGAAUGUCGAAAAAGCAAGAAAUGCCAAAAUUAGAUAUGUCACGAUAUGAAUUAUCAUGUCCCUCAACAACAGGACGACAGGGUGAUAAAACUUCGUGGAGAAAAGCUAUUCGUAAUGCAGCUGCACAGAAUGAACAUUUAUUACUUCGUAAUAUUAAUUUGCAACUGAUGGAUGAGCAUGCGCCACCUGUUUAUCUUCGAUACAAUAAAGAACUGGAGACUAUGUUGCAUUGUGAAGAGAAAGAACUAAGGAAGCUUCGAGAAGAAGUAAUGGAAAUUCAUUCGAGACGGCGGAAAAGUCAGAUGGAAGCGGGAUUAAAACUGAAGGAUUUGGAGCAAAACUGGGUACAAAUGGUCACCAAAAAUUACAAGAUGGAACUUGCUUGCCAGGAACUAGCAGCAGAUAAUGAGGUGUUGGCCAAGAAAGCUAAAUUCAUUUCAUAG